AUGGUUUUCGAUUUUGAACAUCGUGGUUUAGUGCAGCUUGGUACAGUGAAGACUGGAAAUGAUCAAAAACUGUUAGACUCAGCAAUCCAGGCUGGCUCGGGUGUGCACAAGUUCCCUAGGGACUCCUCUUAUUCUCUAUUUGAAAGAGAUGGUGCUGACUUUUCACUCUCUAGUAUGCUUUCUCAAACUUGUUCAACGGGUAAUAGAGAUGGCUUCGAUGAAGCUACCUCCUCCGGGACUGUUUUGAAAAAGAAAAAACAGAGGAAAAGACCAUGUAAGAGCAUAAGAGCCCUCAGGAGAAAGGAACAAGAUGUCGUAGAUGCCGAUGUCAUAGUGUAA
Arabis nemorensis is the source of this 339-nucleotide messenger RNA. NCBI's taxonomy places the organism in Eukaryota, Viridiplantae, Streptophyta, Magnoliopsida, Brassicales, Brassicaceae. The record is from the annotation of a GenBank genome assembly.